AAACACAUCCAUAGAAGGCAGUCGAGGAGCCGAGCCGGGCUGCGCUCGCUCGCCCGCCCGCCCGCCGCCGCCCCCCACCCGCUUUCUUUUCCGCCGGGUCAACUGCCCUGCGCCCUCUCCUCGCCAACCCCGAGACAAAGAGCAGAGAAAGUUUGCGCGGGUGAGCGGCGCAGGUGAGGACCGUGUGCCCGGCCCCCAACCCGCCGCGACAGGAGCCGGACAGCAGGCGGCAGCGGCCCAGCCCAGCCGAGCCCCCAGCGCGCCAUGGGCGCCGCGGCCCGCAGCCUGCGGCUCGCGCUCGGCCUCCUGCUGCUGGCGACACUGCUGCGCCCGGCCGACGCCUGCAGCUGUUCCCCGGUGCACCCGCAACAGGCGUUUUGCAACGCAGACGUAGUGAUCAGGGCCAAAGCAGUGAGCGAGAAGGAGGUGGAUUCCGGGAAUGAUAUCUAUGGCAACCCCAUCAAGAGGAUCCAGUAUGAGAUCAAGCAGAUAAAGAUGUUCAAAGGACCUGAGAAAGACAUAGAAUUUAUCUACACUGCCCCCUCCUCGGCAGUGUGCGGGGUCUCGCUGGACGUUGGAGGAAAGAAGGAAUAUCUCAUUGCAGGAAAGGCUGAAGGGGAUGGCAAGAUGCACAUCACCCUCUGUGACUUCAUCGUGCCCUGGGACACCCUCAGCCCCACCCAGAAGAAGAGCCUGAACCACAGGUACCAGAUGGGCUGUGAGUGCAAGAUCACACGCUGCCCCAUGAUUCCAUGCUACAUCUCCUCCCCGGACGAAUGCCUCUGGAUGGACUGGGUCACGGAGAAGAACAUCAACGGGCACCAGGCCAAGUUCUUCGCCUGUAUCAAGAGAAGUGACGGGUCUUGUGCGUGGUACCGCGGGGCGGCACCUCCCAAGCAGGAGUUCCUCGACAUUGAGGACCCAUAAGCAGGCCGACAGCAUCCUGUGGCCAAUUGAAAAGCCUCCAAGGGUUUAGACUGGUCCAGCUCUGACAUCCCUUCCUGGAAGCAGCAUGAAUAAAACCGUCCUCCAAGUGGGCCCACAUUUGUAUGA
Castor canadensis (American beaver) is the source of this 1053-nucleotide messenger RNA. RefSeq names its product TIMP metallopeptidase inhibitor 2 (gene Timp2). Gene Ontology annotation, cellular component: extracellular matrix. The record is from RefSeq and is a predicted model, not a curated record. NCBI's taxonomy places the organism in Eukaryota, Metazoa, Chordata, Mammalia, Rodentia, Castoridae. Gene Ontology annotation, biological process: response to cytokine; response to hormone; negative regulation of endopeptidase activity. Gene Ontology annotation, molecular function: metalloendopeptidase inhibitor activity; protease binding.